This is a messenger RNA of Penicillium brevicompactum, 942 nucleotides long. Its product is annotated as arylamine N-acetyltransferase family protein. Gene Ontology annotation, molecular function: acetyltransferase activity. The record is from RefSeq and is a predicted model, not a curated record. Lineage: Eukaryota; Fungi; Ascomycota; Eurotiomycetes; Eurotiales; Aspergillaceae. The transcript is spliced from 3 exons. The coding region runs from base 1 to 942 and encodes 313 amino acids.
AUGGCAUCCAAACCGAUAUAUACAGACCAACAGUUGGAGCUGUACCUGGAGCGCAUCGGAUACUCAAACUCUGACAGCCGUCUCCAGGGUCUCCGCCAGAGCAUUGAGCAGGAUCCUCUUGGCACGCUGGCUAUUCUGCAAAGGCGUCAUCUCGCUGCCAUUCCGUGGGGCAAUUCUGGACUGCAUUACUCACAGCAUCAUACCAUCUCUCUGAAUCCGCAAUGUCUUUUUGAGAAGAUGGUAAUUCGACGGCUUGAUGGGUACUGCAUGGAGAACACAGGAUUGUUCUUCAUAGUCUUGCGAUCUCUUGGGUAUAUUGUUUAUGCCACUGGAGGCAGAGUCAGCCAUGCUGCAGCGAAAGGUGUAGAUGAUGGGUUGUAUCUGGCAUUUGGACAUAUGAUUUUGAUUGUUAUCAUCCAAGGCAAUAAAUACAUGGUUGACGUUGGAUUUGGAAACAAUUGUGCCACUGCACCUUUACUGCUUCAAGAGUUUGCUACUGCUACGUAUAUUGCGCCCUCUGAGAUGCGCUUGGUCAGGGAGAAUAUUGCCGAGUUUACAGACCCAAGCCACAAGGUUUGGAUCUUCCAAACGAGAUAUAACCCCGACGCCAAUUGGGUGCCGCAGAUCUGCUUCUCCGAUGUUGAGUUCUUGCCGCAGGACUUUGAUGUCAUGAACUUUUCGGUUAGCCAAAGCCGAACUAGCUGGUUCACCAAGACCUUUGUCUGCACGCGAAUGAUGUUGACCCUUGAUGGCACAGAGGUCAAAGGCCAAUGUGUAGUGACGGGUCAAGAGGUCAAACAGAGAGUGCGGGGCCAGACUGAGAUCCUGGAGACUCUCAAGUCUGAAGAGGACCGCGUCAAGGCUUUGGCGAAAUACUUUGAUAUGCACCUUCGUGAAGAGGAGAUCCAAGGAAUUCGGGGAAUGGUUUCACAGAUCAUUUAG